Molecule: messenger RNA, 1134 nt
Organism: Episyrphus balteatus (marmalade hoverfly)
Lineage: Eukaryota; Metazoa; Arthropoda; Insecta; Diptera; Syrphidae
Exons: 3
Coding region: 1-1134 (377 amino acids)
Source: RefSeq, a predicted model, not a curated record
AUGCGAAAAUUUUUUCUCCUUUUCAUCAGUUAUAUCCCCCCUGGGAGUACAUCAGCUGUCUACAAAAAACAUUUUGAUAAUAUUGACAGAAUUGCCACCUUGCCUGAAUAUAAUCAUUAUUAUAUAUGUGUUAUUGGUGAUUUUAACUUGCCAAACUUAAUUUGGUCUGAAAAUGAUGAAUGUAAACUUGUUCCUUUGUCCAUAAAUUCAGAUAUUGAAGUUAUAUUAUUGGAUUUAGUAUUUAUUUCUGAUGAUUUGAAUGUAAAUCUUUCUCAAACAAUUCCUUUAUUAAAUAAUUCUGAGCACCAUACUGCUAUAAAUUUUUAUAUAUCCAAUUAUAAUUAUGAAAAUUACAGUUUAUAUAAUGCUUCUAACUCACUUGAACGUAAAUUCAAUUCAAAUAACUUGAACAUGAUUAAUUCUCAUUUGAAUAAUAUAAACUGGAAAUCUGAAUUCCAGAACAAUAAUUUAUCUGCUAACUUUAUUAAAUUUAGGAACAUUCUGAGCGAUACUUUAAACAAUUUUGUGCCUUUGGUCCAUAAAAAGUUAAAUUCUAGCCCUAAGUGGUAUAAUUAUCGACUUAAGAAGCUUAAAAAUGCGAAAAAUCUUGCUCAUAAACGGUAUAAAAAAUCAGGUUCCCUGGUUGACUAUACAUUUUUUUGUCGUCUGAGGAAAGAAUUUGUAUUCCUAUCGAAAUUCCUUUAUUGCAACUAUGUACAGUCAAUCGAGUCAAAUUUGAAAACGAAUCCAAAACAGUUUUGGAAAUAUAUUAAUUCAAAGCGUAAAAGUGUAGGGUUUCCAUCAACAAUGCAUUUUAACACAAAUUCGUCUUCUGAACCAGUUGAAAUUGCCAACUUAUUUGCCGAGUACUUUCAAAGCAUUUACAAUUCCACAAGCACGGAUGGGGUUGACGACAAUUACUUGAAAUCACUUUCAUCAUUUAUUGAAUGCUACGAUUUUAAAAUUAAUAUUGAUGAUGUUUUUAAAUUAUUGAGCGAGCUUGAGCCCAAUUAUAAGCCUGAUAUUUUAGGUUUCUUUCCCAUUGUUUUGAGACACUGUGCUGAAAAUCUUUCAACUCCUUUGACGGAUUUGUUUAAUCAAUCUUUAUCCAGUGGCGUUUUUCUUGAUGAUUAG